AUGUUACUGCCGAGGUUAGCUGCAGCUGCAGCAGUACUGUUGUUGAUUGUUGCCAGAAGUGUCAUCGAAGCAGAGGGAAAGCCUCAUCGGAUUGUUGUGGAUACAGAUGUUGCUACUGAUGAUUUACUUGCUUUGCUUUACCUCUUGAAGCUCAACACUUCCCAAUUUGAGGCAGUGACCAUCAAUGCUAAUACUUGGAGCAGUGCUGGUCAUGCUGUGAACCAAAUUUAUGACUUACUUUACAUGAUGGGGAGAGACGAUAUUGCUGUUGGAGUUGGAGGCGAGGGUGGAAUACUACCAAAUGGAACCAUACUCCCAAAUGUUGGUGGAUAUCUUCCGAUCAUAGAUCAGGGAAUGACAACAACAGGAGGUUGCAGAUACAGGCAAGCCAUUCCUGUAGGGCUUGGAGGGCGCUUAGAUGUCGAUGCAAAUUACGGGAUCAGGAAAGAUUUUCUUCCACAGGGAAAAAGGAAAUAUACACCAUUGGAGCAACCAACAGCUCAAGAAGUGUUGAUUGAAAAAGUAUCUGCAGGUCCCACAACUCUAUUUGUGAUUGGAGCACAUACAAAUGUUGCAAUAUUCCUAAUGAAUAAUCCACACUUGAAGAAAAAUGUGGAGCGUAUUUAUAUAAUGGGUGGAGGUGUAAGGUCAAGCAACCCAACUGGUUGUUGUCCCCAAAAUACUUCAUCUUCCUGUGUGCCUCAGCAGUGUGGUGACCGUGGAAAUAUGUUUACAGAUUAUAACACUAACCCUUAUGCAGAAUUCAAUAUCUUUGGAGACCCUUUUGCAGCUUACCAGGUGAUUCAUUCUGGAAUUCCUAUCACCCUUGUUCCUAUUGAUGCAUCAUACACAAUCCCUAUCACUAAAGAAUUCUUUGAAGCAUUUGAAAAGAGUCAAGACACAUAUGAGGCACAAUACUGUUUCAAAACCUUGAAAAUAACCCGUGAUACUUGGUUUGACGAUGAAUUCUAUUCGAGUUAUUUUAUGUGGGACUCUUUCAUGGUUGGUGUAGCAGUGUCGGUCAUGAGUAAGCCCAAUAACUAUGACGGAGAAAAUGAAUUUUCUGAAAUGGAGUAUAUGAACAUAACUGUUAUUACUUCAAAUAAACCAUAUGGUAUAUCUGAUGGCUCCAAUCCACUUAUCGAUGGCCUAAAUGUUCCCAAGUUCAAUCUAGAAAAAGAUGGGGUGCAUAGUGGUCAUAUUCAACAAGGACUCAGAGAUCCUCUUUGUUUUGUGAAGAGUGGCAAAGGAAAAUGUCAGGAAGUUGUUUUUUCUUUUUGGCUGUAUACGGGAGAAAAAACUCAGAAAUUUGGAGCAACACGAGAUACGGAUUACCCUGAACUUAGGCAACCACUAGCUAUGGAAGUUUGGGAGUCUGUAUUACAAACAAUGAAACCAGGGUCCAAUAUUACAGUAUUAACCAAUGGACCCUUGACCAAUUUGGAAAAGGUUGUUUUGGUGAAAAACAUUAGCUCAAGAAUUCAGGAGGUUUAUGUAGUGGGGGGUCAUAUCAGUAGGAAUACAGAAGACAAAGGAAAUGUUUUUUCAGUUCCUUCAAACCAAUAUGCAGAAUUCAAUAUGUUCCUAGAUCCUUUAGCGGCCAAAACAGUGUUCGAAUCAGAAGUUAACAUAACACUCAUUCCACUCAGUACUCAGCGCAAAGUGAGUUCGUUUGCAACAGUUAUAGGUAGGUUGCACGCGACAAGAAAAACACCAGAGGUUGCGUUUUCCAAGCUUCUAUUGGCAACCCUACACCGUUUGAAGCAAAUUCAUAACAGAUAUCACCAUAUGGACACAUUCCUAGGAGAAAUUCUGGGUGCAGUAGUAUUGGCUGAUAAGGGUUCAAGUUUGAAGCCAAAAUUCGAGAAGAAGCCUAUUAAAGUCUUAGCUAGUGGCGAUGAAUCCACAGAUGGAAAAAUGGUGGUGGAUGAGAAACAUGGAAAGUUGGUCAGAAUAUUAAGCAAUGUGGAGGAAAAUGCUUAUUAUAAUUUGUAUGCAAACAAGCUUGGUGAUCAAUAUCAGUCAGCUAAGGUAGGAAGCUUUAAAGAACAGACGAGAAAAUGGAGACAUCCUCGUGAUGAUAAACCUAGCCAAGAAAAAUGUGCUCAAUUCCAUGGCUAUAAGGCUUUUUUAUCAACAAUGUGAAUACAUAUUCCCUUCAAACAAUAAUGAGGAUGUUGAAU
This is a messenger RNA of Trifolium pratense (red clover), 2183 nucleotides long. RefSeq lists its product as uncharacterized. Bases 1 to 2145 code for a protein of 714 amino acids. Gene Ontology annotation, molecular function: hydrolase activity, hydrolyzing N-glycosyl compounds. The record is from RefSeq and is a predicted model, not a curated record. NCBI's taxonomy places the organism in Eukaryota, Viridiplantae, Streptophyta, Magnoliopsida, Fabales, Fabaceae. The transcript is spliced from 9 exons.